Molecule: messenger RNA, 1301 nt
Organism: Hippocampus zosterae (dwarf seahorse)
Lineage: Eukaryota; Metazoa; Chordata; Actinopteri; Syngnathiformes; Syngnathidae
Gene: anxa2a
Product: annexin A2a
Exons: 13
Coding region: 154-1167 (337 amino acids)
Cellular component (GO): cytoplasm
Molecular function (GO): phospholipase inhibitor activity; calcium-dependent phospholipid binding; calcium ion binding
Source: RefSeq, a predicted model, not a curated record
ACAGAAGGGGGUGGGGGGCAAAGGAGGAGGUGAAAGGGGAAGUCCUCUCCCGUGUCAGUCGCAACGGCGUUAAAUCUCCACACCCUUCUCUCCGACACAUCAACAUAGGGUUCGUCGGUCGCGUGCCAACUUCUACAAGUUAGGGCAGUGAAAAUGGCGAUGGUGGCUGAAUUUCUGGGGCAACUGGCCCUCAACACUGAGUCCCAGGAGCCAAAAUACCCGACUGUUCUACCCGCUUUGGACUUUGACCCUGAAAAAGAUGCUGCGAGGAUAGAGACGGCUAUCAAAACCAAAGGUGUGGACGAACAGACCAUCAUUGACAUCCUAACAAAGCGCACAUACUCUCAGAGGAGGGAAAUUGCAUUUGCUUAUGAAAGGAGAGCAAAGAAGGACAUGAUCUCAGCUUUGAAGGGGGCGUUGUCCGGCUCCGUGGAAUCGGUCAUCCUUGGCCUGAUGAAGAGCACGUCACAGUAUGACGCCUCAGAGAUCAGAGGAUCCAUUAAGGGCCUUGGCACUGAUGAAGAAACGCUCAUCGAGAUUCUGUGCUCCCGCAGCAAGUCGGAGCUGCGGGAGAUCAAGCAAGUUUACAAGGAGUUGUUCAAGAAGGACCUGGAUAAAGACGUUGCCGGCGACACUUCUGGAAACUUUGCAAAGCUGCUGCUGGCUUUGGUGCAGACCAAGCGAGACGAGCCUUCCACCGUGGUGGACUAUGAAAAGAUUGAUGAAGACGCCAGAAAACUGUACGACGCCGGCGUGAAGAACAAAGGAACAGACGUGGCCACGUGGAUCUCCAUAAUGACUGAGAGGAGCGUCCCUCACCUGCAAAGAGUGUUUCAGAGGUACAAGAGUUACAGCCCCUACGACAUGCAGGAGAGCAUCAUGAAGGAAGUGAAAGGAGACCUGCAGAGGUCCUUCCUGGUUCUCGUGCAAAGCUUUGAGAACAAACAGCUGUACUUUGCCAACAGACUCCACGACGCUAUGAAGAAUAAAGGAUGCAAGGAGAAGGUGGUGAGCAGGAUCAUUGUGUCGCGCUGUGAAGUGGACCUGAAGAAGAUCUGCUCAGAGUACAAAGCUCACCACGGCCAAUCUCUUCAAAAGACCAUUGUGGAACACACCAAGGGAGACUACCAGAAGGUUCUGUUGGGCCUCUGUGGACCAGAGGAGUAAAUUCAUUUCACUUGACAAAAAGAAAAUACCUGGAACUGGUAUGUUAAAGCAGCAAUACAGAGAGAGAUUUUUUUUUUUUUGCUAUAUGAAGACUAUCUAUUAUUGAAGUAAAAUAACAAUAAAGCAGCACGCCG